Molecule: messenger RNA, 3129 nt
Organism: Cryptococcus wingfieldii CBS 7118
Lineage: Eukaryota; Fungi; Basidiomycota; Tremellomycetes; Tremellales; Cryptococcaceae
Product: potassium ion transporter
Exons: 18
Coding region: 1-3129 (1042 amino acids)
Biological process (GO): potassium ion import across plasma membrane; intracellular potassium ion homeostasis
Cellular component (GO): plasma membrane
Molecular function (GO): high-affinity potassium ion transmembrane transporter activity
Source: RefSeq, a predicted model, not a curated record
AUGUCACCUUUCCGGAAACCCUCCCUAUCGACUCUCCCAUCGCAUCUCGAGUUGCCCACAACAUGGGCAAAGUUCCGGACGAUCCUCAUGGGAUCGAUGAACUUUUACCGAAUUCAUCUUAUCGCAUUCACGGUGAUCCCUCUCAUUACAUCUGGAAUCAUGUACGCCUGUAAUACCGAAAUCCACAUAUCCUAUAUCGAUUGCCUGUUCUGUUGCAUGUCGGCCAUGACUGUGACGGGACUGGCGAGUGUCAAUCUGAGCACGCUCAGUGUAGUACAGCAGGUGAUCCUGUUUGUACAGAUGAUCAUCGGCAGUCUGACAUUUGUGUCUAUUGUCAUGAUCAUGGUCAGGCAGUAUUUCAUCCGCCAAAGUUUUAAACAUGUGUUGCAAGAACGACAAAACCUGAGGAACCGUCUGAGCAAGACGCUCACCCGGGUUGCCACUGUCGCCCCGCCGCUCUCUGCUCUACGGAAGAAAUUCAGCAGAAAGGAUAAGGACGGCGUCGACAGCCCCAAGGGCCCUCCAAAACGCUCCUCCACCCCUUCCUCAUUCGAACUCAACCCUGUCGCCCCAUCUCCCCGAAAGCCAGAAGAGCACAAGUCCAAAAAGAAGCGCCACGAGAAACUCCGUCCCGACAUGAUCAAACGUGUCGAAGGCGGCGGUGUGGGGUUGGUGAACAAUAUGGGCUGGUACGAUGCACAGCGGGAGAAGCUUGCGACGCCUGCGCCCACGCCGGAACGGAGAGGCUCGCCUGGCUCGCCUUUACCGACUGGGAGCACGAUGCUGAGCGAUAGUGGGAAAGAGUUGACUCAGGCGUUGGAGGCUGCUGUUGAGAGUGGGGCUGUACCAGGGCAUCAGGUGGAGGACAAUGGGGAGGCUGUUUUGACAGAGUCGCCGACGGGAAUGGAGAAUUAUCAACGGCAUGACGGUGAGAGGCGAGAGCGUCUGAGGUCUAUCCUGGAGGCACCGGAUAUCAACGUCCAGACCGUCUCCACCGAUACUACCGAACACUAUUCUGGUGAAGAGGAUCAAUCGCCUUCUCCGCCUCAUUCCCCUGACGCAUUCCCUCGCUCCAAGACUAUUGCUUUUGAAGAUACCAUGGACGACAGCCACGAUUUCCGCGAACGCGCCACCUCCACCCAAAGAGAAUCCUUCUUCCCCCACUCGGCCACCUUUCGAAGCAAUCAAGGACAGUCUACCAAUCAGGACCGCCUACCCUAUUCUGCUACGAUGCAGUCUGGAGCAGGCAACUUCCCCAGGACGUAUUCGCUGAGGCCUACGAAUAGUAACCGUCGGCGGGAUAACCGGCUGCAGGGAUUUGGAGGAUUUCCAACCCCGUUGGACAUCGGAAAGAAGGUCUUCCGAAAGGUAUUCCCCGAGACGUCCAAGAAUCUGUCCAAGAGCUUCACCAUGCCGAGGACGAACACCUACUCUGGAAAAAACACGAUGACUGCGACCGGGACAUCCGAUGGGAAGGAAGUGCCGUAUAUCAGCUUUGCGGCUACUGUCGGGAGGAAUAGUCGAUUCCAGGGGUUGACCAAGGAACAGAUGGAUGAGUUGGGUGGAGUGGAGUAUCGAGCUCUGCGUGUGUUGUUGCAUAUCGUCGUUGGAUAUUUCAUCUUUGUGCAGAUUGCGGCUUUUAUCAUCAUGGCACCCUAUAUUGCCGCCGGGGGACGGUACCAACAUGUUUUUGAUGACCAGCCGAGACAAGUCAAGGUUUACUGGUUCGCCCUGUUCCAGUCGGUCUCGGCGUUCACCAAUACGGGUAUGAGUCUGUGUGAUUUGAGUAUGGUGCCCUUCCAGAGAGCGUAUUUGAUGAUUGUUGUCUUGAUCAUCCUAAUCUUCGCUGGUAAUACUGCUUUUGUGAUCUUCGUUGUACAGUGUGAAUGGACCUUAUACAAGCUGGUCCCCGUCACAUCUCGGAUACACGAGUCUCUCAAGUUCUUGCUGGACCAUCCUCGACGAUGCUUUGUCUACCUGUUUCCUGCUACCCAGACUUGGGUCCUUGCCCUAGUCAUGUUGGGUCUCACCCUUAUUGAUUGGGUCAGUUUUCUAGUUCUGGAUUUGGGCACCGAGGCAAUCAUGUCUUUACCAGUCGGAACACGUAUCGCUGCUGGGUUCCUGCAAUCGGCAGCUGUACGCGCCUCUGGUUUCAGCAUCGUGCCCCUCGGGGCAUUGGCACCUGCCGUCAAGGUCCUCUACGUCGUCAUGAUGUACAUCUCUGUUUACCCCAUCGCUUUAUCCGUUCGAGCGACAAAUGUGUACGAGGAAAAGAGUCUGGGACUUUUCGACGAAGAAGUGGAAGACGAUGAUGUUUCGGAAGAAGGCGAGGGUGCGCAGGCUGUGGCUAAAUAUAUUGGGUGGCACGCUAGGCGGCAGUUGGCGUUUGAUAUCUGGUGGCUUGGUUUUGCUCUCUGGCUAGUCUGCAUCAUUGAGCGCGGACAUAUCGAUAAUGACCAGGAAUGGUUCAAUAUCUUCAACAUCAUUUUCGAGCUUGUCAGCGCUUAUGGAACUGUUGGCUUGACAGUCGGGCUUCCAUAUGACAACUUUUCUUUCAGCGGUAGUUUCAGAAAACUCUCCAAGCUUGUCAUUAUUGCCGUCAUGUUGCGAGGAAGACAUCGUGGGCUGCCCGUCGCUAUCGAUCGAGCUGUUAUGUUGCCCAAAGACUUUACGGCUGAGGAAGAAGCAGCCUUUGAAGAAGAACGCUCUCGUCGCAUGUCCCGCUCUCGUCGAGGCAGUAGUUUCUACCAAGAAGAACCUUUCGCUCCUCGAUCCCGCCCCGAAUCAUUCGGUGGCACCGGUGCUUACCAAGAGGUCAAUUUCACCCCCGGACCCGUCACUGCCAUCCCCAUUCCCCAUCAUCAUCAACACCAUGUCAUCCACUCAGAACAAAAAGCUGAACAGAUAGGCAGCGGUCCUGGUGGGGUGCACAAGUUUGGGCAUUUCCGAUCCAAUUCCACUGGGAGCAACUCCCACGGGCCGGAAAGUCCUACCUUUCAGCCGAGGGAGAGUGAGGACAGAUGGCCACAUAACGGGAACAGGGCAUUGACCCCUGUGAGGGAGGGUCAUAUGAGUAGCGCUCAGAGCUACCCCCCGGUGUACACCACAGACAGUGCCCUCGAGGUUUGA